Sipha flava (yellow sugarcane aphid) is the source of this 1583-nucleotide messenger RNA. RefSeq lists its product as uncharacterized. Gene Ontology annotation, biological process: signaling. The coding region runs from base 515 to 1546 and encodes 343 amino acids. The record is from RefSeq and is a predicted model, not a curated record. Gene Ontology annotation, cellular component: postsynaptic specialization; glutamatergic synapse. Gene Ontology annotation, molecular function: molecular adaptor activity. The transcript is spliced from 2 exons. Lineage: Eukaryota; Metazoa; Arthropoda; Insecta; Hemiptera; Aphididae.
GGCGAAUAUCAGUCAUAUAUAAUAUUAUACGGUUUGUAACGUUGGAAUUUUAUAUCUAUUUUCGGUUACACGACAUGAAAUAACCACCGAUUGUGCUAACGGGCGGCUAUGAAAAUAGUACGGGAAAAAAACAAAUAAAACAAUAACAACAAACGAUAACGUCAAACCGAUUCAAAUAAAGAGUAAUAAUAAUAAUAGGUAAUAUUAAUCUUUCUAAUAUUGUCGAACAGUGAGAGUCGUGCCGCGGUUUCCUAACGAGCAGUUUUGCCGUUCUCGCGCGUUUCCAUACGGGUCGAAGCGGUCGUCGUUCCAGUUUCGUCUCGUCGUCAUCCAUCGGCGUCGACGGGACACCGGAUGAGAACAUUUCAAAACCAACGACCAAACUAUUAUUAUUAAUAUUAUUGUGUUCACCGGAUUUCGUCUCGAGGAAACGUCGCCGACGUACGUGUGGUCGCAGAGUUGCACAAGAAUGAUGAAGCUGAUCAAGUUAUACCUGUGAGCCAUUGUGGCAGUAAUGAGUGCCAGAGAAGCAACAGAUGACCGCUUCAUCAACGAUCCCAUAUUAACGGGUAAAAAGCCACCAUUUAUGCUGAAACCACCAUCAUACGUCAACAUAUCUAGAUCUAUAAAUGGCUAUACAUCAUCUUUAACUCAGUACGAUAGAAAGAAAAGAGAAGGACGUUCCAGAGAUUGCAGCCCGAUCAAUGUACGUACGGUAAAUAGUGAAAUGGACGAUCAAAAUUUUAUAACCAAAUGUACUAUUACUGAUACAGUUGAUUAUAGAACUGAAUCACCUAGUUCAAUAGUUGUUAACACAAUUCAUAGACUUUAUGGUUCUAGUGUUAAAAUAUCACCUAAGGAAAAAAAAUUAAAUAACAUUCCUACAUCAACUGUAUUACAAGGUGAACAUGCUGAUUUGCCUGUCUUAAAGUUGCUCAAUCCACAAUUCCGGGCUAAAUUAGUUGUAAAUAAGUAUUCACCUCCCAAGAAAACAAAACCACUUACAGUUACUAAUGGUAUUGACAAAUGUAUUGAAGUAGAAGAUCAUGGUGGAAAUUAUUUUAUAAAUUUAGUAAAUUUAGAAUGUGAUAUAAUAAAAAAAUUAGUAUCACAAGUAGAAUGUUUGUUACCAAUUGCUCCUGAAUAUGGUCAAGAUCGUAUUCAAGCAAUUGUUGGUAAAUCAAACCUGUUAAUGUCUCAAAAAAUUAAGCAGUUCCUUGGUUUAUGUGAAAAUAACAUAACCCGUUCAGUUGAUGAUGUAUCUAGACCCAAAAGUAAUGAUUUAGAAGGGUUUUGGGAUUUGGUUAAGAUUCAAAUAAAUCAAGUGAAAACUGAAAUGGAAGCAAUUAUUGAGCUAAGCAAUAAAGGAUGGCCUGAAGAUGAUGACAAGAGCAAAAAAAAACUUACCAAAACUAUUAAAGUAAAAACGAAAGCAAUAAAGCCAGCUGUCUCAAAUUCUAAGUAUGAUGCAGCUCGUAGAAAAGCAAUUGAAGAUCAACGCAAGGCUAUGAAAAACUUAAAAAAUGAAGACGUUAUAUUUUUUUAACAAUAAUCAAUUUUAAAAUUUAGACUGUAAUAUUAUG